CCAACUCUUACGUUUCAGAUUCGCACGCAGAAACUCCACGGUUGUAAAUUGUUGCAAUGUUUACAUCAGCGUAUGCACACGGGCGUUCCCGAGAUCAACUCCACUUUGAAAUUAAUGGCCCACUCCGUUCACAUUGUCUUCUACAAGCAUCUGACGAGCUGGCUCUUGUAUGGACAUCUGGAGGAUGCUCACAGGGAGUUUUUCAUACAGGAGACAUCGAACUGCGAGAGGGCUUCGACAGACGAGGAUGGAAAGAACGACAUUGAUGCACGCGAGUCAAUAACUGGCAAAAAGAUUGACGUCAAUAUGUGGGAUUAUAACGUUCAGAUGGACAUGCUUCCAUCGUACGUCAGACCGUCGCUGGCAAAUAAAAUCCUGACCAUCGGUCAAACUGUCAUUAUGUUCGGGAAUGAUCCCAGACAGAAGAAAGAUUUCAGCACGAUAUCUAAGAAAGAAAAUUCCGUGUGGGGCGACAAAGAAUACGAGUACUUCAGGAAACUUCAGAAUCUCCAGGCGAAGUCUGUUUUCAACAUUGUCGAGUUCGACCGCACGAUCAACGAGUUGAAGCAGUGCGUGACCGAGCUUCUGUGGCACGUGGCCGUCGAGGAGGCGCAGCUGAUGCAACAGCUCAGACUGGUGAAGGAGUUCUUCCUGAUGGGACGCGGCGACCUCUUCUUAGAAUUCAUCAAGCUCACGGCGCACAUUCUGAAUAAGGCGCCCACGAGUCAUACGUCCAGAGACAUUAAUCUCGCGUUUCAAAUGGCGCUGAGGAAGAUGCAUCUGAAUGACGAAAGCGCUAUCGACAGCUUUAAUUUCGUGGUGCCCGUGCUACCGUCUGAAAACGAAGACGCCGACACGGACGCCACCGAUCUCCCCGAUAACGAACGGCAAGAUCCUAAUAAGAAACGCGGAUGGGGCAUGAUCACGUUGAAGUACAAAGUUGUUUGGCCAUUGCAUCUGCUGUUCAAUCCAACCGCGUUGAACGAUUACAACACUUUGUUUCGCUUCCUGUUGAGAGUUAAAAAGACCCAGAUAGACUUGUGGAAUCUCUGGAGCGAGCACAUGCAUCACAAGAACAUCGACAUUGGCGUGAUCCAGUUGAGAAAUAAUCUGGUCUUUAUCGUCGACAACUUGCAGUAUUACCUGCAAGUAGACGUGAUGGAAAGUCAGUAUACCGUAAUGGAAGCGAGUAUGAAAAACACGCGGAAUUUUGAAGAUAUACAAAAGGCCCAUUCUGUGUUCCUGGCUAACGUCAUGUCGCAAACCUUCCUACUGGGCAAUGGAACGGGAAAAAAGAAUCCCGUGAAUAAGUUGAUUCAUCUUUUGUUGCGGCUGUGCGACGAUUUCAUCUUGCAAGCGUCCAUGUGGGAGGUCGGUAAUUUGCUCUUAACGGAGAAAGAAGAACUCGAGACGUUAUGCGAGACACUUGACAGCGUAAUGAACUGGUUGACGAAGACGUUGAAUAGAGUACGUGCGCAACCUAGUGGAGAGCACUUAGCUCGAUUGUUAUUGAGAUUAGAUUUCAACAGAUGGUUUAGUAAGAAAGUUUGAAGCAGGUAAAAAAAUCUCGCAAGGAAUUACACAUGUUAUUGCAACGUUCUGCUGAAAAAGAACAUAAUAUUAUGUCUUCUUUAAAGAUUGUUUUAUUAGAACUCAAUAAUGUUCAGUCAAGAAUACACGAUAGAAGGCUAAAUAACGCUAUUAUUUUUCUCUGAGGCUAAAGUAUGCGCGAAAAAUUGAAAAAUGAGAGCUUUAACUAAUUUAAAGGAACACUCUGUGUUGCUCUUUUUUGCACAGAUUACGUUAUGUAUUUGAAGUCGAAUACUCAAAUUUACUUUUCAUACAAUAUACUAAUCACUAAUAUAAAGUUUUCAUUUAAUUUCAUUGUAAUACUCUUUACGAAUAUUUUGUUGAAUAAUGCUAAUGGCAGUAUGAUAAAGAGUUGGUACGUUGUACAUGUUAUACAUGUUUUGUGAUAAUACAAUUAUUGGUCCUUUUUUUUAAUUAAGGAUCUUAAUCUAUUAUC
This is a messenger RNA of Vollenhovia emeryi, 2026 nucleotides long. It is a transcript of the gene Grip75, whose product is annotated as gamma-tubulin complex component 4-like. Gene Ontology annotation, cellular component: centrosome; spindle pole; equatorial microtubule organizing center. Lineage: Eukaryota; Metazoa; Arthropoda; Insecta; Hymenoptera; Formicidae. The transcript is spliced from 6 exons. The record is from RefSeq and is a predicted model, not a curated record. Gene Ontology annotation, molecular function: gamma-tubulin binding; microtubule minus-end binding. The annotation marks the transcript as partial. Gene Ontology annotation, biological process: spindle assembly; microtubule nucleation; cytoplasmic microtubule organization.